CUGUCCUUGACAGCAGGUGCUCCCUGGGCUGAACAGCAGCAGCCAUGUCUGUGAGAUACAGCUCAAGCAAGCAGUACUCUUCCUCCCGCAGCGGAGGAGGAGGAGGAGGAGGAGGAGGAGGAGGGGCAUGCUACAGAAUUGCAAGCAGCAAAGGCUCCCUUGGUGGAGGAGUAUGUGGCUCAGGAGGGUUCAGUAGUAGCUCUUUCAGCCGGGGAAGCUCUGGUGGAAGCUUCCUUAUAGGCUCAUCAGGUGGCUAUGGAGGAGGAUCAGGAGGAGGAGGUUUUUGUGGCAGUAGCUUUGGUGGAGGCAGCUAUGGGGGAGGCUAUGGAGGCAGCAGCUAUGGGGGAGGCUAUGGAGGCAGCAGCUAUGGAGGAGGCUAUGGAGGAGGUAGCUUCGGAGGGGGCGGCUUCGGAGGGGGAGGCUUCAGCGGAGGCAGCUUUGGAGGGGGCUUUGGUGGUGGUGGUUUUGGAGGAGAUGGUGGCCUCCUCUCCGGAAAUGAAAAAGUUACCAUGCAGAAUCUAAAUGACCGCCUGGCCUCCUACCUGGACAAAGUUCGGGCUCUGGAAGAUUCAAAUCAUGAGCUAGAAAAUAAAAUCAAGGACUGGUAUGACAAGCACAGCAGAACAGGCCAGGGAGAGCCUCAUGACUACAGCAAAUACUAUCAAACCAUCGAUGAUCUUAAAAAUCAGGUAAGGGGAAUUUUAAAAAUCAACUUUAAGCCUGUUUUUUAUCCAUUGAAUUCAGAUAGAUGAAUCUGGAAAUGACCAUGAUGUAGUUGUUCACUGUGUUUGCCUAUGUUACCUUCUUGCUUCCAAAAACAAUCCAGUCUCAUAAAAGGUAAAUAUCUGUGAGAGUAUGGUUACUGCAAUCUUAAUGCAACAUGUGUGCUGUGUGUCUUACAGGAUGUCGGAUUACUGAGAUUUUUUUAGGUUUGACUGAGUGUAUCAUGAGUCCAUGGUUAAAAUACUCUAGAUCAUUUUACAAAUACAGGAACUGAAAGAACUAUUAUUCAGAUUGACAACAAAGAAAAUACUCAUUAGCAACAUUGCAAGAAACAUGAAUUCUCCAGUAUGGAAAUGGGAUACUGCUUGUCUCUAGGAAAUUUAUGAAUUACACCCACUGGGACAGUUCAGAGUAUAUUCAUUUAGAAUAUAUAUUUAUAACAAGUUAAACCAAAUACAGGUAUGAGUCGGUGAAAUACAUGAAAUCACAGUAUAAAAGACGGACACAGGUGCAAGAACCCAUAUCAGGAACA
Molecule: messenger RNA, 1255 nt
Organism: Manis javanica (Malayan pangolin)
Lineage: Eukaryota; Metazoa; Chordata; Mammalia; Pholidota; Manidae
Source: RefSeq, a predicted model, not a curated record